GUGCCUAACUUCAUAUUAAUUGUGGUGCACUUAAAAUUCCGUAAUUUAUUUAUUAAAAUUAAAAAUAAGCGGUAAUUGAAACUAAAAGCUUUACACAACGUUUAUAAAAUGGAUGAGCAGGUUCCAACCUGUUCAGAUUCAACUUUAAAUGUAUCCGAAUCGAAAGAUGAAACCGAUCAAAAUGUACAACAUAACCUAGAUAAUGCAUCUCAUGAAAUGGAUAUAGAUAGUGAAAAGAAUAUUGAAGAAAACUCUGAGAAUAUAAAUGAAUUAGAUAAAGAGUGUUUGGAAGAGGUAAAAGAUGAGACAAAAACUGAAUUUGUAACAAUGGAUAAAAAUGAUAUUGAAAAAAAUGAGAUUGUUGUUGAAGAACAAGAUCCGAUUGCAGGGGCGGAAGCUAAAAUUGAAGGUGAUGAGGAGUGUAUUUUACCGGAUGAAGAAGGGAAUGAAGAGGAUGAUGACGAUGAGAAAUAUAUUGUAACAAAAAUUAAUGAAGAAGAUUACAAGGAAUGUAUGGAAUGUAAUAAAAAAGAAGUUCCAAAAUAUUCUUGUACAAUAAGCGAGAAAAAACGUUACAUUUGCAAUGAAAACUGUUUAAAAGUUUUAAAAGAGAAAAAAGCUGGGAAAUUAAUAAUUCGUGAUUUACGAGUACGAACAUUCGCUGUCGUUUCUGAUGAAUCAGGUAAAGAAAACGAUAAUAAUUGCACUUUUUGUAACAAACCAAUCUCAACAAUUUUAUAUUUUAAUUAUAACUGCAUGAAUUUUUGUACGAAGGAUUGUCUUGGAGAUUUUCAGCGUCAAUUGGGCUCGAAUUGUUAUCAAUGCAAAUUAGAAGUCCCCGAAACGUUAUUAGGAAAGUAUUGCGUUCGUUUUGGAACUGAAAUAAAACAAUUUUGCAAAAAUAGCUGUUUAUGGGAGCACAAAAGGGGCCAAAUGUUUUGUACAGUUUGCCAAGCGAUCGUAUCAGACAAUACAUUCCAUGGAUUAUGCUCAUUACUUUGCAAUAACGUCUCAAAAGGCGUCAAAGAAAAAGCGAUUUGCGCAGUUUGCAAAGUGCAAAAAAAUGAGAACGUUGUUUAUGAUAAUAAUGGUCGAAUUUAUCGAUUUUGCGGCGACCCUUGCUUCUUAGCUUACAAAUAUGUCAAUAAUGUUUGUCCAAUUCAAUGCGAAUUUUGUAAAAAGUGUUUUAAUUUUGAUAAAUUAGAUUAUUCGUUUUGGUUUUUGGACAAGAAGCAUGAUUUGUGCUCUGAGGAUUGCAAAAAAUUGUUUAUUGCAACUAAUAGGAAAAUAGUUCAUUGUAAAACUUGUAAUGUUAAAAAAUAUGAUUUUGAUAUGAUUACUGUAAUAUUUUCUGGGGAGAAUUUCACGAUUUGUUCGUUAAAUUGCUAUGAAAUUAAGAUAUCAUCAAAAAUUGGGGCAGAAAUGCAGUGUGAUCAUUGCAAAUUAAAUUGCCACCCACAAUUCCAUAUCAGAACGAUUGAUAAUGUUAUCCACAACUUUUGUUCUGCGCUAUGUUUAAGGCGGUUCAAAGAUAAUUUAAAUACUCAACCUGAGAUUGAGUUAAAUAAAGUAAAACAAAUCGUUGUAAUUAAACCCCACCCUAUUCCAAUACAAAGAAAUGUUGCAACUAUGUGCAAACCCAACUUAGUUACAAAAGCGAUUAGUUGCCGCGUAAAAGAAUCGAAUAAAAGCACUCAAACGGACUGCUCAUCCAACAAAAUAAUCGUCCCAAUCCCCGUUCCGAUUUAUGUCCCAACCCCUUUACCCAUGUUUUCUUUCCCAGUUCCUUGCCCGUUUCCUCUCCCCAUCCCAAUCCCCGUCCCAAUUUUUAUCCCAACAACGCGAAACUCCUUCAAAGGCAUCCAAAAAGAAAUUAACCGAAUCAAAAAUAAAACUCCAGCGAAUCCCCUCGAAGCCGAACUAUUAAUGAUGGCCGAAAUAGUCGCCGAUGAAAAGCAAGCUCCCACCGACUCAGAAAGCGACGGGGAAAUAAUCGGAGAACCAAAAACCGAGGAUGUCCAAGAAGACGAAGAGGUCCAAGGGAAUUUCGGCGAAGACGUCAUUCAAAUGGCACUAAAAAUGGCGUCCGAUUUCGAUGAGAGCGACGAUUUAGAAGCUUCGCAAUCCCAAACUGAUGACGAUUCCCAAAGGAUUGAUUCAAUCGUCGAUAAUAAAGCGAGAAAUAAGAGCAAAAAAAAAUCGAGCGAGGAUAAACCCGACGCUAAUAUGUGCCUAAAAUAUACUUUUGGGGUUAACGCUUGGAAGCAAUGGGUUAAUAUAAAAAAUAACGAACACAAAUCGAAAAAAAAAUUUAAAACCGAAAUUUUACACACAACCUCAGACGAAUUAAAUUAUUGUUUGUGUUUAUUCGUGAAAGAAGUCCGUAAACCAAACGGCUCCGAAUACGCCCCCGAUACAAUUUAUUACCUAUGUUUAGGAAUACAACAAUAUCUCUAUGAAAAUGGGAGAAUCGACAACAUUUUUUGCGACUCAUUUUACGAGAAAUUCACCGAUUGUCUCCAAGAAGUUUGCCAAAAAUUUUCCCUCCUCUACAACGAGUCUCAAUACAUAGUAACAAGAGUUGAGGAAGAACACUUAUGGGAAUGCAAACAAUUAGGGGCCCACUCCCCUUUAGUUCUAUUAAACACAUUAAUGUUUUUUAACACUAAACAUUUCGGUUUAACCACCGUCGAGGAACACUUCCAACUAAGUUUUUCCCACAUAAUGAAGCAUUGGAAAAGACAUCCGAGUCAACCGGGAUCAAGAAACGUUUUAUUAAGAUUUUAUCCCCCUCAAAACGCGGAUAAACCGCGUAAACGAAAGGUUUACGAGCAACAAGAAAACGAACAGAACCCGAUUCGAUGUCCGGUUAAGUUGUACGAAUUUUAUCUGUCAAAGUGCCCGGAAAGUGUUAAAACAAGAAACGACGUUUUUUAUUUACAACCGGAGAGGUCGUGCGUCCCCGAUAGCCCCGUUUGGUAUUCAACGAUGCCGAUGAAUAAAGAACCUUUGGAGAAAAUGUUGGGGAGAGUCAAAAUGGUUAAAGAAAUUAAUGUCGCUAUUUUAACUUGUUAGAUUUUGAUUUAUUAAUGAAAGUUAUAAUAAUUAAUUUUUUAAAUUAA
Onthophagus taurus is the source of this 3122-nucleotide messenger RNA. RefSeq names its product zinc finger MYM-type protein 3-like. Lineage: Eukaryota; Metazoa; Arthropoda; Insecta; Coleoptera; Scarabaeidae. The record is from RefSeq and is a predicted model, not a curated record.